Lolium rigidum is the source of this 510-nucleotide messenger RNA. Its product is annotated as B3 domain-containing protein Os06g0112300-like. The transcript has 2 exons. The record is from RefSeq and is a predicted model, not a curated record. Gene Ontology annotation, molecular function: DNA binding. The coding region runs from base 1 to 510 and encodes 169 amino acids. NCBI's taxonomy places the organism in Eukaryota, Viridiplantae, Streptophyta, Magnoliopsida, Poales, Poaceae.
AUGGAGAUCCCUGCCGGCCCAUCGAGGAAGCUGCCGGCCGUGCACCUCGUGAAGCCGAAGCUGGAGCCCUGCGAGGAGUCGCUACCGGCGCGGCUGAAUGCUGGCGAGGAUCAGGAGACCACCCCGCUCUCCGGCCGCCGGCCCUUCUUCACGGCCAUCAUGGCCAAGACCCAUGUCCAGAAGCCAUAUCAGCUGGUCAUCCCGGCUCACUUCCACCGCCGGCUCCCGGCAAGGCGCACGGCAGCCGUGCUUCGGUGCGGCGGGGGGUCGUGGAUCAUGAGCUACUGCGGCGACAACAGGCUGAAGAGGCUGGACGGGGCGUGGGCCGACUUCGCCGUCGACAACGGGCUGCUGGUCGGCGACGCGUGCGUGUUCGAGCUGGUGUCCGGGGGCGGCGUCAGGGGGCAGGAGCUGGUGUUCGAGGUUCAGGUGCUCCGCGGCGGCGGGAUGCCAGGGGAGAUCGCCGACAAGGGAGCCACCGCCGACGAUCCCAUCGUCAUCGCCGACUAG